Messenger RNA from Aspergillus calidoustus, 1095 nucleotides. NCBI's taxonomy places the organism in Eukaryota, Fungi, Ascomycota, Eurotiomycetes, Eurotiales, Aspergillaceae. The record is from the annotation of a GenBank genome assembly.
AUGGCACCCACGCCUGUGGACAAGAGACGGUUUGCCCUCCUCUCCGGCGAGAGUCACCGAACCUCCAAGCGAGUAAUCCUAUCCUACAUUUUCGAUUGGAUCUGCAUCAUUCUCUUCGCCGGCGCCGGCGCCAUCCUCUACAGCAUCACAGGCUCCGAGCAUGUCUUCUCCCUCGACGAUCCAUUGAUCUCCUACCCACUGAGAUCCGACACCGUCUCGGUCAUCACCGUCGGUAUAACCUGCUGCGCCGUCCCCGCCAUCCUCAUCGCAGCCCUCUCCCUCCUCCUCCCACUCCCAACACAAUCUCACCACCUCCCCUGGCCCCUCCGCCUCUGGACCCUACACGCCGCCCUCCUCGGCCUAGCCCUCAGCCUCGCCGGCGCCUUCUUCACGACCUCGGCCCUGAAAGACAUCGUCGGGAAACCCCGUCCCGACCUCCUCGCCCGCUGCGCACCCGACCUCUCCAAAAUCACCCAAUACACCGUCAGCGGCCUCGGCCUCCGCCGCGAGAGCGCACCGGUCCUCGUCUCCGCGGCAAUCUGCACAAACCCAGACCGCAAGGUCAUCCGCGAAGGCUUCGCCGCGUUCCCGUCGGGCCACUGCACAUUCGCCUGGGCGGGCUUGCUCUAUUUCGCGCUGUGGCUGGCUGCCAAGUUCGGCCUGUUAUCUCGAGGAGCGACUGCCGCGGCUGCGCCGCCGUUGUACCUCCUCGUCCUGGCUGCUACCCCCGUCGGCGGUGCGCUGUACAUCUCUGCGUCGCGCUACAUGGACUAUAUGCAUGCGGGCUGGGAUAUUCUAGGCGGGAGUGCGGUGGGGGUUGGAUUUGCGCUGCUUGGGUUCUUUUGGUAUCAUCCUCGUGUUCCUGCUACAGCUCCUGGGAAAGACCAUCAUGGGGCGCUGCUGCUGGCGUAUGGAGCGAGGCGGAGGAGCACGGCGAUCUUUGGGAGUGGGUUUGCGCCGGCUGGCGGGCUGGAAGGUAGUAUGCAGAGGCAGAGGGGAUUCGGGGGCGAGGAGUAUGUGGAUAUCGAGCUUACUGCUGUGGAUAGGCAGGGGCAGGGGCAUGGAAUUGGAAUGAGUGGUGGUGGUAGUACGUAG